AAUGAACCUAUUCAGACGAGUUUGCAUCCCCUUAUUAAGAUAGGUACCUAAAAUUGCUACUCCAAGAGUUGUGGCAUUAUCAUUAUUAACUUCUCACUUAAUUUUGUUUCCUAAAAAAGUGAAUGCAACUAGUAUAUCAAAUCCAGAAGGAACAAACAAUGGUUUCAAUAAAUAUGAAAAAUUCUCUGAUUAAAUUUAUGAAUAAAUUCAUUAAGUAAACAAAUUCAUAGUAAUAAUUAAGACUCAUGAUAUUAUAAUUGUUGUAGAUCCAGAUAGAUUUGUAGAACAUUUUUUGGAUGAAUUACUUUAAGUUGUUGAUUAAGUAGUAAAGGUUUAAAAAGUUAGAUCAAAGAGACCUUUAAAAGUUUUGACUUUGAAUGAACCUAUUACAGAAAAAUUGGUAAGGGAUUUUGAGUAAAAGUACAAAAUUACAAUUGAAUAGGAUACUAUUAUGCUAUUAAAGAAUAAAUAUAUUUAAAGGAUAUAUAAUUUCAAUGCUAAUGAUUAUUUUGAAAAUAGAAUUCUAUUGAUCAAUUAUUUUAAAAAGAUUAAUAAGUUAACAUAAAAAAAGUUAAAUGAAUUUGAGUAAAUAUUAUCAUAUCUACCAUCUACAGAAACAGCAGUUUUAGUUUAUGCUGAUAAAACAUCACCAUAAUAUAAGAAUGUUUAAACAAGAUUUUGUAUUAUGUAAUAAAAUGAUAAUUAUUAAAAAAAUGAAAAAUUACAUUGGAUUCUAAUUGAUAAAGCUGUUGCAGAUAAAUUAGGAAUCUAAAAUAUAUAAAAUGGAUAAUUAUUUUUCUUAUAAAAAAGUAGUAAAUUAAAUAACUUUUAAUCUUCUAUAAUUAUUAACAAUAAAAAGUUAUUAAUAACACCAGCUGGUACUUUAGGAGGUAAAUCAGUAGAUAAUGUAAUGGAAGAUUUAACAUAGGCAUAUAAUGAUGUAAAUGUGUUUUCAAACAGAAGUUUUGGUAAAUCUUCUACAAAAUAUUCUAUUGUAUUAGAAUUAGAUUUAAAUAAAAUACCAAAACAUGAAGAAACCAGAUUAGUAAAGGCUUUUGGAGAAUUGAAAAAAUAUUUAAAAGAAACAAAUCCUGAAUUACUAGCUAAGACAGAAUUUAUAUAUUUAAAUAAGACUCCUAAAGAUAAUCAUUUAGGUUAUUAAGUAUAUAUAAGGGAUGAUUAAAAAUAUGGAGAUCGUUUGAGAUAACAUUAAGAAACUAAUAUGGAAAUUAUGAAAAAAUUAAGUGUAUUCAAUGAAUUUGGAUAAGCACAUAGUUAUGUUUAUAGAUUAGAUGAAUAAAUAUAGGUAAGUAAAGAUUCUUUGAUUUCAUUUUUUAUGGCUGUAAAGAAUGGACAUGCAAGUGAAUAUUUCUAAUCUUAAGAAUAGCCUAAAUACAAAAAGUAUUCUGUAAAAUUAGUAAGUAAGAUAUUUGAAAAGGAAGUAAUGGAAAGCAAGAAAGAUUAUGCAAUAUUUUAAUAUUCAAAGAAUUGUCAUGCAUGUGGAGAAUAUGGUUAAUAUUAUGAAAAUUUAGCAUUGGAAUCAUAUAAAUAAGAAAAUUCUACUAUGAUUUAUGGUAGAAUGAACAAUGAUCAUAAUAAACCAUCAUGUAUUCAAGAUUUCCCAUAUACUCCAGUAUUUAUGGUUUGUAAAAAAGGAAUUCAAAAAUAUCCAUAUGUUUAUAGGUAUUAUUUAAAUUAAAAUAAAGAAACCAAAAAUUCACUCCAGAUUUAUUGAAAAGCUUUUUUAGUGUAACAAAUGCUAUAAAUUUAAUUCCUGAAGAAUAAUAUUAAAAAUUGUAAGAAGAAAGAGCUUUAUUCAUGUAAAAUCAAUAAUGAGU
Paramecium pentaurelia is the source of this 1838-nucleotide messenger RNA. The record is from the annotation of a GenBank genome assembly. NCBI's taxonomy places the organism in Eukaryota, Ciliophora, Oligohymenophorea, Peniculida, Parameciidae.